Molecule: messenger RNA, 3468 nt
Organism: Lasiosphaeria miniovina
Lineage: Eukaryota; Fungi; Ascomycota; Sordariomycetes; Sordariales; Lasiosphaeriaceae
Exons: 4
Coding region: 1-3468 (1155 amino acids)
Biological process (GO): proteolysis
Molecular function (GO): protein binding; serine-type endopeptidase activity
Source: RefSeq, a predicted model, not a curated record
AUGUCUGAUUCCGAGGACGCACCCGCUGGCAGCCAGUUGCUGGCCACGGGCGACGACACAGAUGGCGACGAUUCAUACCACCCGCCGGACCACACUGAGACGUCGGAAGGCGACGAGGACGAGGAGGACGAGGAGGACGACGAGUCUAAUGGCGAACCCGGCUCGGAGGACGAUGAGCCUGAGAUGGAUAUGAUCGCGAGGUUCUCGGACAAGCUUACCGAAAUGCAGAAACUCAGCCAGUCCCCCGAGCUGAGCCAGAACGAGGAGAAGCAACGCCAGUACCUGAACAAGUAUCGCCACUAUUUGAAACCCCAGACCGAGGCUGUGAAGAAAACGGUGCGUAUUGAGAUCAGGAAUUUACUGUUCAGGAUGGCCUACGAUGUCAAGCCCGUGCCCUGGCUGGUCAGGCAUCUGGUCGAGAAGUUCCCCGAGCUCCUGCACGAGCUCGAGGAGGCGAACCGCGGCGCCCUGCUUGUUGCCGUGUCCAAGAGCGACGUGGUAUUCGUCAAGACAGUACUUGAUAGCAAGGUCGAGGAUGCCCAUCUCAAGAAGGCGCUGCAUUCGAUUGGACCCGAGGACGAGAACUGCAUUCAUUGGGCCGUCAAGAACGGCUUUGACCCGGAAACCACCAUUCAGCUCGUCAAGAGAGCCUCUCCAUCCACCCUUGCAGCGGUCAACAAGCGGGGGCUCACGCCGCUUCACUAUGCGGUAGAGUAUCAGCGAUGCACAACCUCGGGUCUUCGGGUGGUGCGGGCACUCAUCGAGUGCGGUGACAGCGCAUUCGACAAAAGGACCGGAAAGCCCGAGUACUUCUCGCCUUAUCGAUACCACCUUGACACAAAACGCAGAUUCAUCAAACAAGAAGCGGUGCCCAAAGCCGACAAGCCAAAGAAGAAAAAAGUUGUCAAGUCGUCGACAAGCAAAGACGUCCCGGACUUGCUGCCAAAGGAACCCCCGACCCAAGCCAAGGCCGCUCCUGGAAAGGAGUCCAAGAGCUGGCACGAUAUCCCGGUAGCUCCGACGCCCACGACGAGCAAGAGACGAGACGACGACUUGGAUGACUGGGAGCGGAUAAAGCAGAAUGGAGAUUCGGCGAACAAGACCUCCAAAUCCCGUACUGACGUGACCAAAACCGCGGGAAUCAUGGUGGCUGAGAUGCGCCCUCCGCCAUUUCCCAAGCCCCUGAGACGAGCGACCACGGUCGAAUUCGGAAAGGAAACCACCAUCCCGACUCCUGUGACCAAAGACAACGCCCACCAGCCCCACCUGCCACACGACGGCGCCGCUCAAGACAGCAGCAAACCAAGCACCCCAAAGCUGAAGCGGCCAAAACUCACAACAUCAGAAUCCAGAUCCUCAAAGUCAUCACGGAGCAAGGUGAUAGCUGAAGCACCAUCGCCAGAGAUUGCAAAUACUGUGGCCAAAGAGUUGAAACUGCACUACCUUCGCACUACUUUCUGGCAGAGACCGGAAUUCUCAAGUGGAAGCCGCUCGGCCGAUUCACAGGGCCCUGCCGACGAGGCCGCCGUAGCGAGGACACACAACUCGGCAAUAGAGUUUCUAUUUGGCGAGAACAAAGAAGACAAGCACAUCUGUUUUGACUUUCCUCCCAAUGUGGUCAAGGACGAGAUCAUGACAAUCAACUUUGCCGAUUUCGAGACGAGCUACAAGGGGCUCUCCUUUGACGAGGUUCUCCGAUACGUCGACUUUGGUCCCGUCGCGCUCGCGGCACCCCUCGACCCGCCCAGAAUGCGAAAGUCGGACUCGGACAAGGUGGGCGCGGGAAGGAAGGACAUGGUCGCCCUCUUCUCGUGGCUCUCCAAGAAGGGCGUCACCAAUAUCAUCAAGGUGAUCGUCGCCGACAACAAGGAGCCGCCCCACAGCGACCAGGCCAUCGAGGACGCGCUCAAGCCGUUCAACGUGGAGAUUCUCGACUGGCGGAAGCUCGACCUGGACCCGCGGGCCAUCAAGGACGCGUGCCAAAACUCCAACCUGCGCGAGCUGCAUCUCCGGUGGAGCGGCAACAACGCGAUCCUGCGGGCGUGGAGCGAGCCCGACGGGCUCGCCAUGCUCAAGGACCUCGUGCAGAUCCGGCUGCACCAGACGACGAAAGGCCUCGAGCCGCCGGUGCGCACGCGCAAGGACGUGCAGGAGUUCCGGGACCGGCUCAAGGCGGUGCGCAACGCCAAGUGGCCGCCCAUCGAGGUCGAGUACGACAAGCCGAGCGACCAGACCAGCUCGCGGCCGAAGCGCGGCAUCAAGAACGCCGACACGGACCGCCGCAGCCUGAUCGACACGCACCGCUGGCUCGGCAUCAUGGACAAGUUCACCGAGGGCAUCAGCAAGCUGCCGACCAACCUGCCGCCCGACUUUCCCUCGAACCCGCUGACCGUCGACGAGCUGCCGCUCGAGCUGCGCAAGGACGUCAAGGUGGCCCUCAUCGACGACGGUGCCGACUUCAUGCACAAGGCCAUCGCCAACCAGAUCGAGAACGGGCGCAGCUUCGAUAGCAACUACGAGGACCCCGACCUCAGCGGCGCGCCAGGCCCCUUCCACGGCUCGACCACGGGCCACGGCACCACCAUGGCCUACAUGAUCGGCCGCGUGUGCCCCUCGGUCAAAAUCUUCGUCUGCAAGCUGAACGUCACGCGACGCGAGGGGGGCGAGAAGGCGAGCUUCACGGCCAAGAGCGCCGCCGACGCCGUCGAGUUCGCGGUCAACCGAGGCUUCGACAUCAUCUCUAUGUCGUGGACGGUGCAGCGGGUCGAGGACGAGCAGAACAACAACGCGGCCGACAUCGCACGGCUGCAGGCCGCGCUCGAGCGGGCAGUCAAGAACAAGAUCCUCGUCUUCUGCUCGGCGCCCGACGUCGGCAUCACCAGCGCGCAGGUGCUGAGCUCGUACUACCCGUUCGGGUGCCCGACCACGUCAGAGAGCAUCUUCAAGGUGGGCGCGGCCAACGCGGACGGCAGCGUGUACAACUGGGCGGGCUCGCAGCGCACGCUCGACUUCAUCCUGCCGGGGCACAACGUCGAGAUGAGCAAGGCCGACAAGAUCCACGAGGAGGACGACAUCCCCAAGACGGGGUCGUCGGUGGCGACGGCGCUGGCGGCGGGGCUAGCGGCGCUUAUCAUCCACGUCGUGCGCCUGGGCGCCAUCUACAACUUCCACCGCCGCAAGAGCAACGACCCCAACGCCGUCAGCGAGGAGUCGCUGCGCACUAUCAAGCGCUUCUCGGCCAUGAAGGACGCGUUUGUGCGCGUCAGCGACGGCGGCUACAGCGAGAAGGACCGCCGCGUCGAGGUCGAGAGCUUCUUCCAGGACCCUGGCAAGAAGCUCGAGAUGGACGGCUACUCCAACGAGCAGAAGUGGGAGGUCGUCACCAAGCUCGCCCGCGACCUCGUGUCGUGGACUACCCAGGGCCGUGUUGGUCAGACGCCGAGGCUCGGCACGUUGUCGACGCUGUAG